This is a messenger RNA of Arachis duranensis, 1301 nucleotides long. RefSeq names its product zinc finger AN1 and C2H2 domain-containing stress-associated protein 11. Gene Ontology annotation, cellular component: cytoplasm. Lineage: Eukaryota; Viridiplantae; Streptophyta; Magnoliopsida; Fabales; Fabaceae. The record is from RefSeq and is a predicted model, not a curated record. Gene Ontology annotation, molecular function: zinc ion binding. The transcript is spliced from 2 exons. The coding region runs from base 229 to 1104 and encodes 291 amino acids.
UAGGUGGGAUUAUCCGAUUUUGUUGUAUUCCUGGAUUUUGUGCUCUGAGUUUGUUUUGAUCUAUAUACGCGGAUUUCAAAAUCCGCCCCAAAUAUUCAGAUUCCAUUUUUCUUUUUCAAAUCUUGGUGCCUAUUUCAAUCCGCUUUCUUUCUCCGAAGUGAGGGAGAGAACGAUCGAGCGAGCUGAACUGCAAUCGGAAUCGGAAUCCGAAUUAGAAUCCGAAUUCGGAUGGGGACUCCGGAAUUCCCUAAUCUAGGCAAGCAUUGCUCCGUUUCCGAUUGCAAGCUCAUCGAUUUCUUGCCCUUCACUUGCGAUCGCUGCAAUCAGAUAUAUUGUUUGGAGCACCGAAGUUAUAUUAAACAUAAUUGUACAAAGCCCAACAAACAUGAUGUCACUGUUGUUAUAUGUCCUCUUUGUGCCAAAGGAGUUCGCCUAAUUCCAGAUCAAGAUCCAAAUAUAACUUGGGAGAAUCAUGUUAACACUGAAUGCGAUCCAUCAAAUUAUGAGAAAGCCACAAAGAAGAAAAAAUGCCCUGCCCCUGGAUGCAGAGAGGUGUUAGUAUUCUCAAACACCAUUAAGUGCAGGGACUGCAUGAUAGACCAUUGUUUGAAGCACCGCUUUGGACCUGCACACAAGUGUCCUGGUCCCAAAAAGUUGGAAACAAGCUUUUCAUUUAUGAGUCUUGUGAAUAGAAAUAGAAAAGAGGAGCCAAAACCCAAUUUGGCUUCAGCCUCAUCAUCUAAAUGGACAACAGGCCUUUUUAAUGUAGCUUCUAGUAUUAUGGCUUCAGCAGAAGCAGGCAUUUCCAAAUUGAGCGGUGAUACUAACCAAAGCCAGCAGACGACAAGGAAUGGGACGGGACAAAGCAGUGGCAGUGGAAAUAGAAACGGUUUAGUGGAGCAAUGUCCUCAGUGUGGUGCUAAGUUUUCCUCGGUCACCACCUUGGUCGAUCAUGUGCAAAAAGUUCAUGAAAGGAGUGGCAACCGUCCUGGGGCAAAGAAGGUGACAAUUGAUGCAUGUCCGAAGUGUAGUAGGGGAUUUGUAGACCCAGUUGCUCUUGUGGAACAUGUUGAGAGGGACCAUGGUGGUAGUUCCAGAGCUUAGAUGUGGGGUUAAGACACUGUUGAGGAAAUUGCACUGGAUUGUUGAGUUUAUAGACAUUUUUUCUACCAAAUUUUAUAGCAAAAGGAUGUCAAAUUGUCAAUACCAAUUUGAAGAUGUAAUUUGUUCAGAGAGAUCAGUUGUGUAAUUUUAGCCUUAUUUGACAGCUUGAUUAUUUGAUAAUAUAGAUUCUUUCUUCA